Messenger RNA from Anopheles cruzii, 1436 nucleotides. RefSeq names its product basement membrane-specific heparan sulfate proteoglycan core protein-like. Lineage: Eukaryota; Metazoa; Arthropoda; Insecta; Diptera; Culicidae. The record is from RefSeq and is a predicted model, not a curated record. The transcript is spliced from 3 exons. Bases 223 to 1362 code for a protein of 379 amino acids.
CAGUUGACCAGUACUGCUGCUACAGCGAAUCCCCGGAGAGGUGUCUGGUGGUGGCGGCAGUGUGCCUGAAGUAACCUCGCGAUGCGAUCAACCUCUUAUCAGCGGCAGCGGCCGUGCCUAUUUGUUCGACGUUCUUCUUAGUUGGUCGCUCAGUGCAUUAACACAAGGUGUCGGGUGCUACGCUACACUCCCGACAGUUUCAGGAAUUAUUUUGAAGCCAACAUGAGCACAAUCCUCAAUCUACUCCUGCUACUGCUUGCCAGCCUUUCAGCGUCGCUAGGAUAUGCGGUAGAAAUCCAGGAUGACUCCUAUGAGCGCAUCCCGACGCACGAGGUGGUUGUGAAGGAGGGCGCCAGGCUCAAACUGAAGGUGUCCAAUUACUACAACCGGGAUGCGUACCUUGCCUGGUGGUAUCACAACGGUCGUCUGAUCACGGACAAUUACCGGAACUGUCGGGCGACCUACGGCGAACUUGUGUGCCCGUCCAUGACACCGGCCGAUGCCGGACGGUACGAUCUUUGGGGCCACAGCAGGGACAAUGUUCGCACUCGGUUGGCGACCGCGAUCGUGCAAGUUGAAGCGCUGCCUGGCAGCCGGCGGCUUUCGGAACCGAACGCACAGGUGCUGGCCGACGCCGAAGAGGAGCCGUUCGAGGAGCGGGACGAUUGCUUCUGCUCGGGAGUGACGGGACGGUGCCGAACGGCACGCUUCCUCUACCGGGCCCGGAUGGUCUACAAUCUCACCAACGCCCAAGUGAUCCGCCUGCCGAGCGAGUCAACCAUCGAUCGGUAUCUGUCCGUACCGGCGUCGUACUUCGAGAAUAACUUGCUAACGUCCUACGGUGGUUACUUCCGGUUUUACGCUCCAGAUGAGUGUUGGACGGAGCGCACCAAGCCAUGCAUGGUGCUGGUCGGCAAGGACGAUCUUAGGCUGAGCCACGUCCCACCGGAGAACACCCAGUCGCCGUGGGUCUACGUGCCGAUCCGUGAAUCCAGCUGGACGGUGUUGAGCAACUCGACGGACCCGGCUAGUGCCCCGGUGAACAAAUUUUCCUUCAUGUCCGUGCUGAGCCGACUGCAAGCGAUCUACAUUCGGGCCCCGAACGAUCCGCAAAGUUCAAAGCGCGCCGCCGACAGCCAGCUCACCGUGGACGUGGCGUCGACCCAGAACUCCGGCCUCGGGUGGGUCGGUUCCGUCGAGGAGUGCCAGUGUCACCCGGGCUACCGAGGCCUGUCGUGCGAGAACUGCGAGCGAUCCUACCUCCGAAAGUACGAUGCGUUCAGCCCCAACGGGCUGUGUCUGAGUGUCCACAAGCUGUGGACGAUGCUGAAGCGACUCCACAACAUAUCCGAUGACAAAUGACCGGCCUUCUUCCAGUCUUCUUGAGGUGAAUUGAUCGUAAAAUAAAAAUUGAUUUACCGUUUCAUCGGAUCCGG